AUGCUGGUUCAACUUGCGUCACCGGAUGUGCUUGACUACUCUGUUUGUCAGGGACUCCUUAGCGGGAGGGAAGAGCGGGUUCUGGAUGUAUACAACAAUGGAUCAUCUGCAAGCAACACUUUUAUCGUAGUUUGCGAACGGUCGCUAUGGGUUCUGCAAGCUACGGGGAAAGGCCUCAGGCGAAGGCGGAUUGCUUCUUGCGAGACGCCAGUGCAGAAAUCCUGCGUUUCGGAGGGCGCUGUUCUGGUGGUGCGUGAUAAUUGGGUCUACCAGUAUGGCGAUGAGGGGCCCGCGGGUGAUGUUGCAAUGCCUGUUCACGCAUACAGCCGAGGCAUUAGGAUAGCCGGCGAUGCGGAGCGCUACUAUGUGGACUCGAGGCACAGCAGGUAUCUGUGGGGGCCCUACCGGGCGUCGGCGCUUCCGCUGGCGGUGUUUGCGCUGGCCGACCCCAUCCUGGACUUCCAGUUCGAGGGUUCGCGGGUGUUCUCCGUAAAGCGGCUCUCCCACGGGCGUGGCUAUUACGUGGAGCGAGUAGACUCGGUCAGCUGCGGAGCCGGAGCCAGACGCGACGUACUGCAUAUCUCCGACGACAUAAAGCACGCGCCCAUAUUCUCGGCAGGGGGGGGUAGUAGCGCGACGUACGUCUUCGUUGCGUAUCACUACACCUGGGUGGUAGCGAAGGACACGCUCGGGGUGCGCAAGUUUCCGAACCCUCCCUUUAUCAAGAGAUCUGUGGUGCGGGGUGCGGCUCUGUACGUUGAACCUUGGCCACGGGGACCAGCACCACGGGGUAAUGCAGAAACGCUCGUUCUGCGGGUGUGUACAGGAUACGGCGCCGCUUACAAGGCAACGGUGGAUGCGAAUGCGGACAAGACUUUGCGCUGGAAUAAAUUGCACUAUGGCACCCGGUCUGACACCUUCAAUGGCUGCUGGUAUCUGGGGUCUGAAAGAUACUUAUACUCAACCGGUAGGAAGCUUGUGUCAAAGGAUUUCAGCUCUGGUACAGAACUCAGUAUUAGGCAUGUAUCCGCUUCUGAUAUCGUGCACGAUCUGUGUAUCUUACAGUUGCUUCCCAUGCUAGACGACGGCAUCUUCUCUAUUGAGACGCUGACAUGCGGUUCAUAUACGCAGUAUGACAACAAAGGUUUCAUUGGAACAGCUUAUGACGAACUUUCCGUAGACGGCCUCAGGUCAUUGACGCUACCGGUUGCAGUCGCACCUGAUACGUGGCGGUCCAUGGAAGAUUUUUGGUUAUCCAGCACCACUUCAGCUAGUGUGUCAGCAAGCGACAUCGCCUAUCCUCGAGAGGGUGAGAGCCUGAAGCCACGGUUAGACUUGUUUCAAGAUAUUCUAUUUUGCACGUUGGUUCAAAACCCAUCUGGUGUUCCCACAAAGUAUCUCAUACUACGAGCGGAUGGGAAGUUAGUCUGUCACCAUUUGGGGGAGAGCAUUGAGCCUGCUUUUGAAUUUCCUACCUCUUGUGGUCUGAAUGAACGCACAUUACUUUCUAGCUUUGAGGAUGGUAAUCAGAUGCACAUUGUGGCAGCUACGGAUGGUAUAAUCACUGUCUUUGAACUUCAAGACGCGCUCAUCGAAAACGUUUGCACCGUUUCAAAGGUUUACCUAUUGGCUACUAUUCCUGAAGUUAUUUGUUCAAUUCACUCUUCAAAAGAUGGAGUCUUCGUUCUGACCAAGACGCAACUCUACAAUUUUACUUUAGCUGAGAUGCAGUGCCGCCCUUGCAAUCGGACAUCGAUAACAAUCGCAUCUCCGCCGAAAUUCUGUGUUAAUAGCUAUGGACGGGCUGUUUUAUAUCAUGAUAAGGACUAUCUGUACCAGUACCGCGAUGGGCAAAUAUUAAGAACAAAGCUACCCCAUCGUUGUGAUACUGUCCUUCAAAAAGACGAGAAUACUGUCUAUAUGCUCGCGACUGAUUCCAAACUGUGGGAAAUGAAAGUUAUGCGGAAAUCGAAAAUGCAUACACACAUAGAAGACGGUACAGUAUUCACGAAGGUUACCACUUGCAUCGGAAGCACCAAAGCCAUCAUCUGUGCGGAAACAGGCGAGGCGAAUAUCCAAGAGAAGCUGGUCUUAUACGAUUUUGGUUCUCGUAGGAAAUUGGCAGAAUGCGAGCUGGAUCCAAAGGAGUGUGUCAUUAAUCUGUAUUCAUUCUUUGCACCAAUGUCGGAUAGCGAUUUGAACAACAGCAAACAGUUAUGUAUUGCAACUACCUAUACGGCUACAAACCAAUACGUUCGUCUUUUCGCAGUUGAUGGUAGUAGUUUAUUCGCUGAAGACCGAAAAGAGGUCAAGUGGAUCGUUACAGAUAUAAAAGUUUAUGGGAAUAUGAUUGUGGCAUCGGGGGAAAGGCUGGCAGUAUACUUCCUACAGGAAGAAAAUGGAGAACUCACACUGUGUGAGUGUGGAAACAGGUGUGUUCAAUUAAGCGGCUCGCUCACUAUGGGGACGGUGAUCCACGAAGAUAACAUUUUCUUGUUUGACGCACAUAAAGGCAUUACAGUCUUUCGACUCCAUAAAGAUGGGCUAAACGGCGCCAACAUAAUGCGUAGUACGGAUGCAGCAGGUUAUCCCUCUAUCGAGCACAAUACGAUAACGCACGUGGCAUCGACGAGUGUUCCUUGGAGCAGACUCUUCAACUUAAAUGCCGCUGCAUACAACGCACAGGGAGACGUUUGUUUCGAAGAUCGGAAAGAAUUAUGGCAUUCGACUGUUACUUUUGCCGCUGUUUGUGACGCCAGCGGUUGUGUGACUCUCUUCCAGUUCUCACCUGCCAGCAUUGAACGAGGUACCGAUAUCUGUCGUUUUGAAAUUAAGCAGACCAUUUUGAAACUUGUAUCUAUACCAACAUCCCUCUCGGAGCAUAUAACGGAGCUGCCGCCUGCCUGCACACCUUUGUUUGCGCUGUACCUGGAGGACGGUAGCGUUCGCAUUAUUUCAAACGGGAAAGUAACGCCCAACGCGCAGCCUAUCGAGAGCUCGCACAACCUCCGAGCGUGCAGGUACUCAGUGCCUAACCCAGCUGCAACCCAGUCACUGUCAGGCGUCUCAGGCGACGUCUUUUCGUUCCGCCGGCAGCGCGUAGUCCCCGAGCCUAGCAAGUCCGUCCCGCAACCCCUCGCCGGGCCCCCCUGCAUACGCAUCUUCGUGAGCGGCCCGCCCAGCCCGCCGCCGCUGCAGCGCACGUUCUCUCCACCGGAGCUUGAUCUUACCCUAUAA
Eremothecium gossypii ATCC 10895 is the source of this 3237-nucleotide messenger RNA. Its product is annotated as AEL069C-Ap. NCBI's taxonomy places the organism in Eukaryota, Fungi, Ascomycota, Saccharomycetes, Saccharomycetales, Saccharomycetaceae. The transcript has a single exon. The record is from RefSeq and is marked provisional. Gene Ontology annotation, molecular function: protein binding. The coding region runs from base 1 to 3237 and encodes 1078 amino acids.